CAUCAGCCUUGUGUUGUGCUCCAUGUGACACCCCAAACCCUAAAAUUACCAUCGCCAUAGUAACCUAAAACAAACACCACCGAGCUAUAAAACCUGCCCUGGUGCUGAUGCUGCAGCUGCCCUUGUGCGAAGACUGUAGUGAAGAUGAAGGCUUUUCUUUUCACCCUGCUGGCUGCAGUCCUGUGCGUGGAGCGAGCGGCCUCCUUCUUGUGCUACACAUGUAAUGACGAGCCCUCCAACUGGAAUUGUGUUAAACCGACUAAGUGUGCAGACACUGACAAAUACUGUCUCACAAUAUACGCAAGUGGAGGGAUUGGCGAUAAAAAGGGGCAGCGCAUCACCAAGAAAUGCUCCCCGGUGUGUCCCCAAACAAACCUGAACCUCGGGGUAGCCGCCAUCUCUACCUCCUGCUGUGAGCAUUCCUUGUGCAACAUCAGCGGGGCCAGCAGCGUGAAAACUAGCUACACAGUGAUGGCCACGGGCAUCCUGGCCAGUCUCAUCUACGUCCUCAGAACAGGACUGUGAUGGGGCCAGAAAAAAGAGGACUUGCCAUCCCAAAGAACCAACUUGGGCUUCCUCAGAGAGAUACCAAAAGCCUUCUGUGCAAAGUUGCCAUCCGAGUUAACACUGCCCUGUCUCUUCUGUGUCACCUCAGAUCCCCUCAGCAUAGGGUGACCAGAUGUCCCGUUUUUAUACGGACAGUCCCGUUUUUUGGGACUUUUUCUUAUAUAGGCGCCUAUUACCCCCCACCCCCUAUCCUGUUUUUUCACAGUUGCUAUCUGGUCACCCUACCUCAGCAAGUAGUUUCUGUCUAAUUUUCUACAGUGUUGUUCUUUCUCUGCGGGACAGGAGCUGUACCCUGGGGAUAAGAGCACUGCCCUCCCUCACCAGGGGGUUGUGAGGAUAAGUGCAUUAAAGAGGUUACACUGAUGGAGGCUAGAUACGCACCGAAGAUUUUAUCUAUCUAUCUAUAGUUAGUAGCUCCGCCUCCUCCUUUGGUUUAGCAGAGCCAGAGUCACCUCCCACACGCUUGGUGUUGAUGACUUGGGAUGCUCAGCAGAAUGGUGCUGCCUGGAUGGAUGUGCCGGCUCAGGGGAAAGGCACCAUAUAGCGCAAAGUACGAACACUUGUGCCACCCUCUGUCACAGGCCCUGUGUCAUUCCCCUCCUCAUUCCCCCAGCACUGUCUCUUCUCUGCCUCUCCUCACACUCACACCACGGACAGCUCGAGAGCCUUCUCCUCCGCAGCUCACUCACCAGAGCAGCCUCUCUGUGUCUCUGAACAGACCUUUACUCCCACGUCUGUCCCCUUACUACCCUUCUAAUAUUAGCCCCAAUGAAUGAAUGAGUGAAUGAAUGCAUGCUUGGCUGUAUUCACCUACACUUUGUUCCCAUUUCUUGUUCCUGUAAUUUUUCCCAUAUAAGCAUUUACUGUCUUGUAUUGCUUCACCCUGUGAAAGCCCAUUUCGAUACAUUUUGUAGGACAAAUGCUGGACAAAAUAAAGUGUUUUUUUUAUUCUA
Chelonia mydas (Green sea turtle) is the source of this 1520-nucleotide messenger RNA. RefSeq names its product lymphocyte antigen 6E. Bases 145 to 525 code for a protein of 126 amino acids. Lineage: Eukaryota; Metazoa; Chordata; Testudines; Cheloniidae. The record is from RefSeq and is a predicted model, not a curated record. Gene Ontology annotation, molecular function: acetylcholine receptor inhibitor activity. The transcript has 3 exons.